UAGCUACUUACGGUUAUAUAUUGUUUGUUUUUUAGCUCAAAAAAUCUCACGGUCUGAUAGAUCUAAGUCCACCACGAGAAUAUCCACAUUAUAGUCAACGUUUAAAACAGAAGGAAGUAAGAAACUAGUUCUUUCAAAACUAAUUACUGGUGAUGCUAUGGAAUUUUUCCUUCACCGUUUUGCUGCAAUAUGAUGAAUAUAGGUUAAUUUGUGAACUGAUUAUGAAUCUAAUAUUCAUAGGGUAUUAUUGAAAAGUUUGACGAGUUGUGCCAGUUGACUAAUUCAGAUGUUAAGUUCGCAGGAUUUGUGGAUAUUCGUAGUUAUUGUAAUACUCAAUAUCCCUAGGUACUCAUAAUGGGUUCUUCAGAGAUUACCAAAAACCGAUGUUUGAAAAACAAGUAUCGCUUAUUAGUCAAGCUUGCGUUGCUCAUAAUGUUAUGCUAUAUGCGUGUUAUGAUUAGGCCCGUGAAUAUCAAGAUGCACUAAUCGAAGGUGAGAAUACACGUUUACGCAACAGCAUAAUGCAUGUAAUUAAAAUGGGAGGUUAUGUUGACUCAAGGAAUGAUUAUAUCAGAAGGAGUUUAAAUAGUGAUAAACGUAAACGUAUACAAGCUGAACACCAUCAAGCUAACGUCCGAUUAGUUCAAAAACUUCAUUCUACUCAGACUCUAUAUCCAACGAUUAAAUUCGAGUCUGAUUGGAAGAAACAACAGCGAUUCAAACAGCGUAUAUGUCGAUAUCCACAGGGUUGGGAACAGUUCAAAGAACCAGGUAUUAAAACUCCUCGUACACGUACAAGUAGUGUCAGUUUAGCACCCAUAGGUCCUAGUAAACGCACAAAGUCAAUUGAAAUUGAACAAAAAGCAUAA
This is a messenger RNA of Didymodactylos carnosus, 869 nucleotides long. Lineage: Eukaryota; Metazoa; Rotifera; Eurotatoria; Philodinida; Philodinidae. The record is from the annotation of a GenBank genome assembly.